Vitrella brassicaformis is the source of this 1178-nucleotide messenger RNA. Lineage: Eukaryota; Vitrellaceae. The record is from the annotation of a GenBank genome assembly.
AGGCGGGCAGGAAGGCAGGCCAUCUACGCGUAGAUACUCAGGCAGGCAGUGUUAUCUCCUCUCCUCCAGCCGUCAGCCGUCACCGGGUGGUCAUAUCGGGCUGAUUCUGCUCUCAGUGUUGGCGCCUUCCGCACCCGAAUAUCUUCAUCAGCCAGCCCCCUGUCGUCCUGAUAUCACACGCACACACACACACGCCACCUCAUUCAUGUGUGUGUGGUGGGUUCGUCCAUGUGGGUGUGGGUGUGUACCUAUUAGCGGCUUCCUCGGCUUCCGCCUCCUCGUCCAUGUGUGCCUCGCCUCCCGCCUGCUCCAUGUCCUCGUCCUCGUCGUGCCCCAUGACGCCGCCCUCGGCAGCCGCCGCCGCCGCCGCCCCACUGCUGGCCGCACGGCGACCGCGGGACCCCGCCGCCUUCUUCUUCGGACUCGACUUGGCCUUGCCCUUGGGCCUACCCUUGGCUGAUACACACAGAGGGAGGGAGGGAGGGAGGGAGAGAGGGAGACGGUUGAGGAAAUAUUCGUGCUGUCAGUCUGGUUGUGUGUGGAUGUGUGUGUUGCCUUUGGGUUUGGCUGCUGCCUUUCCCUUGGCUUUCGCCUUGCCCUUGGGGGCAGCAAUGCGACUAGAACCUGACAGACACCACACACAGGGGGAGGGAGGAAGAAGGUGUAAGACACCCCUGUGACGUGCGACCUGCUUCAAUGAGAGCUGCAUCCCCACCUGUAGUUUUCUUCUGCGCAGUCUUGGUGAUCCCCGUCUUCUUCACCCCCUUGCCCUGCACCACCAACUCAGGCUCCUCAUCUGACAUCACAACACAACACACAAGCGAGCCAUCCCUGAGUGAGCAAUGGCUUUCGGGAGCCCCUUCUGCCCCAGUGCCUCUCCGCGAGCCGCCCGUGUGUGCAUGCAGUGGUCUGCCCUCGUGUCUGAUGUCUGAUACCAUCUUCUAGUUUGCGAGGCGGCUUGACCUUCCUCUUGGCGGGCAGGCCCUUCUUCGCCAUCACGGUAGUACGACAACAACGCCUUCAACAACGAUAUGGCAGCCACCCAGCGACACUGAGAGACGGACAGGCCCACACGCAUCAAAGCCGUGUCGGCGAGCGCUCUUGUGGCGGCUUCUUGCUCACCGUGGGCACUGCUGCGUCUGGCUUACGCAAAAUAUCGCUACCUUGGCCUUUUCCCC